Messenger RNA from Exserohilum turcica Et28A, 3178 nucleotides. RefSeq lists its product as uncharacterized. Bases 1 to 3063 code for a protein of 1020 amino acids. NCBI's taxonomy places the organism in Eukaryota, Fungi, Ascomycota, Dothideomycetes, Pleosporales, Pleosporaceae. The transcript has a single exon. The record is from RefSeq and is a predicted model, not a curated record. Gene Ontology annotation, molecular function: protein binding.
AUGCCCCGAGUCCGCGUCCCCAAUGCUAGCUUCAUCGCCAGCGCGGACCUCCCCAUCCUUCCGUUCCUUGCGCCGAGAGUCUUCGCCGAGUCACUUAUCCCAGGGAGGAACAGGCCGCACAAUGCCAGGGGUGAUGCUGCGCAGAAAGAGAAGCAGAGUCCUUUUGGACUAUCGGAAGCUUCAGGGCGGAUAGGAGAUGCAGAGAAGAAUCAUCAGCUUCGGCACCAGUCUGGGUCAAAAUGUCGCCAGCAUCUGAGGCAAAAGGACCUGGCCGCGGGGUCGCUGCAAACAUUGGGUUAUUGGCAGAAAGAGUCGAAUCAUCCGCAUCCUGUCAAUUGGCUUUAUUCGGAAAUUUCCAGCUUUGCCCGGCAACAUGCACGAACAUAUGCGACCACUACGCCCAGCCAUUCCAAUGCACCAACCAAAACUGGUGUUGGAAAACGCCGACUCUACAGAGCUGUGUCCAAUCGCACUUCUUCCGUGCUUGCUCCAAAUGCGUAUUCGCAGGCAGCCAGACGAGAGAAAUUACUGGCCUUAGAGAGAGCACGAAUCUCCAAUUACAUCUCCCGACUGCCAUCCAAUCUGUCGCCAGACGAGCUGAUGGACCGGGGAACCUACAGGUCUCUUUCUCGCCGCGUGCUGAAUUUGCUGCGUUGGAACUCGAAACAUUUGGACCUGACUAGGAAAUUGGAUCGCUCUGAGAAAAGGACUCGGCUGAAUGUAGCCUUUGCUGCGCUCGAUCGGACACUUUAUACCUCUUUACGAAGACAUACGCGAAGAGUUGUCAUAAAACACAAGCCGCAAUGCGUCCGACUCAGCCGCAAGCUGUUCCCACCUAACACUCCAAUUGGCUCACAUAUGGUAUGGAAAAACUGGGUUGAAUUCGAUGUUGGUACAAGGAGAGCGUACGCCCAUCGGCUGCUCAUCUACCUUUUGGAUCGCAAACCUGGCCUUGCCUUGCGAUUCAUACAAGUUAUAGCCAACGAUCCGCUUUUACGAGGCCGGAAGACACGAGCUAUCGCAGAUGCUCUUGGCCAUCUCUCCAAGAUUCAUACGAGAAAAGUAUACGGUGCUCUCCAAAAGUGGGGUUCCGAUCCAAUGGCACAUCGGAAACUGUUCGUUCCUGCAUUUGUAAACAUAUUUACCAAGUCACUGUCUAGCCAGCCCGACGUCUGUUCUCAGGAUCUCCUAUACAACCUGGUGGAACUAGCCAAAACCGGCGACCUCAAGAAAGUGUUUGAUUGCUUGGUUGAGCACCGUACGAGCAUUGGGUUUGACACCAUGUUGCAUUAUGCGAGCGCCUUUGGUGAGGCUGGGGAAGUCCAAUACGCCUUGAAAUGUCUCGAUGAGCUCAGAGUAAGACACACUACGACUGGAUGGAACGCGGUGGUGGGCCGGGAGAGAUUGCGAUGGACAUGCGCCACCAUACUGCGUCACAGCAUGAGCGCAAGCCACGACUUUCACCAAACUCCCUUGAUAGUGGCUGCUUUUGUGCGCCUGGGGAUCAAGAUGGACAUCUUGCUUUACAACAUAGUCAUGCAUAAUGCUAUGCAAGCUGGCGACUACAACACUGCCUUCAAAGUGUACAACACCCUGGAAAGCAAUGGAUUAGAGCCCGAUGCACACACUUACUCGAUUCUCCUCCAUGGGUGUACAUUGCAAAAUGAUCCAGCCAUAUUCCAAAGUUUUGCACAACAUUGCGCAGAUGUGGCCAAGCAAGGGGAGUAUUCGUGGUUAGCGGCGGAUUAUCUGUACUACCUAUAUGUACGUUAUCAGAUUGACACUGACGCUGAACAUACGCGCGCGUUGCUGUGGGACGCCUACUCAAAAUUAUUUUCCACGGAGCCGCUGGAACCUUUUAUCGCCUCUGGAAUGAUGUAUCCGAGGCAUGCCAUGACUGAGCAAAACACCCCUGCACCGAACUCGGCACUUCUCACGCCGCCUUCUGUAGCGCUCUACAUCAUGAUGCAAACAGAGAUUCAAUCAGCGUUGACUGUAAGCAAUCAACGAGUCCUAAACCUGUACCGGAUAUUCAAGUCGGUCGCAGUAGAGGGGAGCAGCCCAGCCUUCAGAAGCCUGGUCCGGAAUCCAAUCAUCUGGAACGCUUUCCUUCUUGCCUUCAGCCAGAAGCAACAAUUUGCAAACGCGUCUCAGGUCAUCAAGGACAUGACGGAGAGCCCAACGAAGCCCAAUAUCUACAGUUGGAACAUAUUGAUGCAGGCAUUCUUCAAGACGGGCCAAGUGCAAGCGGCUGAGCGUGUAUUUGAGAUUAUGCGUAACCGGGGCGUUGAUCCGGAUCAAUUCACGUAUGGCAUUUUGGUACGAGGGUAUGCCAAAGCACAACUGGUUGAGCGCAUAGGUGAGACGAUGGAACAUCUUGAGACUGAGCAAGAACUUGAACCCAAUCUGCUGCGGGCUCUGGCAGCUGUUGUGAACCGGCGGCAGCUCAUGCUUACAUUGGAGAAGAAUCGGCUUCACAAGGAAGCCAAGGCGCUCGCGGACGCAGACCAAGAAGCUGAAGAGGAGCGUGCAAGAUGGGAGCCACCCUUGUUUGACAUUACCAAUAUCGAGACAAGAGGGGCAAGCGAUAAUGCAUCAAGAGAGUCGCAAGCGAUAGACAGUCUGCACGAGGAUUCGUCCACCAGCUCCAUGGCCCCGGGCGUGGCUCCUCAUCGUCAAGACAGCCAAGAGGCGGAUAUAUUUGGAUUUCUCACAGACGAAGAUGCACCACGCGCAUCGUCUGCGUCAUCAACUGCUUAUUCAGUGUCUGGGCAAUCCAUUCAGCAGCAGCAAACGCCGAAGCAGCCAGAGUCUGGCGCUGUUGAUACGCGAGAUCCAGAAAUCCAAUACAGAAUGCUCCAGGAGCAACUAGGACUCAUGGAGGGGUCAGAAUCGCCUGUUGCUGCUGAGGCCCCGCGUCCAGAGCCGGUGGGUGCAAGUCUGGGGUUUAAGAGUGUGCUAGACACGACAGCGAAAAAGGGCGUGAGCAAGGCUAGCGUGCCCAAGGGUCGGGUCAGGCCCAAGAUAAAGAGAGAGAGACUAGACCGGCCUUGGUCUGAUUAAGCGCAGCAUGAGACCCUUGAGCGGUAUAGCAUAGUCUAUCGUUGCACAUGCGCAGAUGAGACUUGGAAGGCACCAGGAGAAGACGGCAUGGGGCAUUGUAUGGUGUAGCAACCGG